AUGCAACGCCCCAAAGUAAAAGCCUACGUGUCGAAUCUAAAAUACGUUGAUGGUUUAGAAUACUUGGGGGCAGGAUAUGAUGUAAUAAAAGGAAAUCCACUGGGCAGUAGCGACAGCCUGCUAGAUCCCGGUUAUAGAUAUCCAGUCAUAACACAAAAAAGUGCCAAUUGCCCUAGAAAUAACAGUAACUGUAUUACAGUAAAUUCCCUUCUGUCGAUACCAAUGGGCGUUUGGGUAAGGCGCUUGUCAAGCUGUGCCAAGCAGGAGAGGGUUCGCAGCCUCACACAAUCCAACAAUACUCUAGAUACAAAGAACAUCAAAAACGAUCUAAAAUUCGAUGUAUCGAUAGAAUCCCCCUCGCCAAAUGAUGAACAUGCCUUCACGGCGGCCUUCAGCUUCGCCUCAUCGUUCAGCUACGAUAACCUCAUGAAAAUUGCCACAAGUAGGGGCCAUAGUAUCCAACAAAAUAUGGUAUACUGUUACAAGUACGUCACUGGGUAUAGCCUGCCAGUUGAUAAGCUAUCUUACUCCUCCGAAUUUGCCAAAUUUGUCAAAUCGCUACCCGUAGAUUUUUUUGCAGCUGAUUGCGUAGCUUCGUUUUAUAAAACUUACCCCAAAAGCGAUAAUUGCAAAAGUGUAAACUCGUGGAUGACCCUUUUCAACAUAUUUGGCACACACUUUGUCACUCUAGUCUUUCUAGGAGGUAAAAUCAUCAUCAAUGACACAAUUAACACACAACAAGAUAUCCAAAAUGUUAAAAGGAACGCACAACUGAACAUAGAUUUGAACGCAAAAGCACUUGAUCUAUCACUCGACGUUGGUACCAGUCUUAGUAAGAACUCAAACUACACGACAUCUGGGGCAACAAAGUCUAUUUAUUUCCUGGGAGGAAGCGUGGCCAGUCCCCUGGAUAAUUUUUCGGCAUGGUCCGAUUCCCUAUCUGAACACGCCAUGCCCGUCAGAAUCACCCUCCAGCCCCUACACCUCAUACUGCCCGCACAACUAACCGACUCUUAUAAUUCAGCCUACCAAUACUACGCCACACUGGCGCCAGAUUGA
Babesia microti strain RI is the source of this 1059-nucleotide messenger RNA. RefSeq lists its product as hypothetical. Bases 1 to 1059 code for a protein of 352 amino acids. The record is from RefSeq and is a predicted model, not a curated record. Lineage: Eukaryota; Apicomplexa; Aconoidasida; Piroplasmida; Babesiidae. The transcript has 4 exons.